AGCGUGGGCUGCUGAUGGGUAGUUACCUAUAUAAGUCAAGGGGUUGGUUUACAUCUUCAGUUCAGUCCAAGCAGUUCUUGAAUAAACAUGAAGGCAGUGUCUGUUCUUAUCUUUCCUCUGCUAGUCUUACAAAGUUCUGGCCAUACCCUUGAAAGAAGAUCUCUUCUCAGCAGGGUUGGCAGAGAUGGUGACCAUCAUGUGCAUGCUCAUGGCGUUCAUAAUCAUCUACAUCAACAGCAGACUCUGAACAAUUCUCCCUUUACAAGCACUGGCUACCUGCCCCCUGUAGAAGAGGAUAAUGAAGAUUCUCUAUCCGGUUAUGUCUCAGUGGACAAGGAUACAGAUUCUCUAUCCGGAUAUGUCUCAGUGGACAAGGAUACAGAUUCUCUAUCCGGAUAUGUCUCAGUGGACAAGGAUACAGCUCGGAAAGUUCCAACUUUAGAGACUCAGUUUACUCCACCUAAGAAGAAUCAGGAUGUUGUUGCUUCUGAAGUCCAGAAGCCUCAGAGAAAAAAUGCUGGCAAAACUUCCCAGAAAUCCAAGAAUAGCAUUGCUGACAGUACCUCUCAAUCUGAUGUUGCACAAUAUGGAGCACCUCAAUCUAAUUUGUCAGGAGGAAAUUAUUAUGAUGCUACCAUUGAUGUGGGUACUGGAUAUGGAGCACCACUAUCGUCCAGAUCAUCUCAGAUAGGUUCUGAUGAUGACACCAUUGACAUUGCCUCUGGAUAUGGAGCACCCCUAUCUUCCAGAUCAUCUCAGAGAGGUUCUGAUGAUGAAACUGCUAACAUUGCCUCCGGAUAUGGAGCCCCUCAACCUUCCAGAACAUCUCUAAGAGGUUCUCAUGAUGACACCACUGAUAUUACCUCCAGAUAUGGAGCCCCUCAACCUUCCAAAACAUCUCUAAGAGGUUCUGAUGAUGACACCACUGACAUUGCCUCCGAAUAUGGAGCCCCUCAAUCUUCAAGAACAUCUCAAAGAGGUUCUGAUGAUGACACCACUAACAUUGACUCCGGAUAUGGAGCUCCUCAAUCAUCCAGAUCCCCUCAGAGAGGUGCUGGUGAUGAAUCUGCUAAUAUUGCCUCUGAAUAUGGAGCCCCUCAAUCUUCCAGAACAUCUCAAAGAGGUUCUGAGAAUACCACCAUUGACAUUGCCUCUGGAUAUGGAGCCCCUAAAUCUUCCAGAACAUCUCAAAUAGGUUCUGAGAAUACCACCACUGACAUUACCUCUGGAUAUGGAGCCCCUCAAUCUUCUGGAUCAUCUCAACAAAGUUCUGAUGAUGACACCACUGACAUUGCCUCUGGAUAUGGAGCCCCUCAAUAUUCUAGAUCAUCUCAAAGAGGUUCUAAUGAUGACACCACUGACAUUGCCUCUGGAUACGGAGCCCCUCAACCUUCCAGAUCAACUCUAAGAGAUUCUGAUGAAGACACCACUGAUAUUGCUUCUGGAUAUGGAGCCCCUCAAUCUUCCAGUUCAUCUCAGAGAGGUGCUGAUAAUGACACUGUUGACAUUGUCUCUGGAAAUAAAGUACCCAAAUCUUUCGGCUUAAAUCAAAGAGGUUCAAAUUCUGACACUGCUGAAGUAACUUCUGAAUAUGGAGCACCUAAAACUGGUGUUGUUAGAGAUUAUGCCACUACCACUGCUGAGGCUGCUUCUGGAUAUGGAGCACCCCAAUCUAAUGAAUUUCCCGAAGGAGACUACAAUGAUUACACAUCUGACAUUGAUACAGAAUAUGUAGAUUAUGGAGCUCCUCUAAGAGGUUCUGAUGUAACUCGUUCUGACAAUGCAUUUGGUGCAUCUAAGAAAGCUAGUGGAAUUAAAACUGGAAUCAAUGAUGCUGCUACAGGCAUUGCUUCAGAUGAAGAAGGACAGAAGAAAGGUUCUGCUUCAUCUAGAAAUACAAGCAAAUAUGGACCCCCAAUUGCUUCUGUAAAUCAAAGAGGGGUUGAGGAUACCACUUCUGACAUUGCUAAUGAAUAUGAUGCACUUGUUCUUGACUAUGCAACAUCACAAAAAAGUCUUGCAUCUGAGUAUGGUGCACCUGCUCAAGCAGAGAACACAUCUCGAAGAGGAUCUACAAUUUUGAAUACAGAAAAUGUUGCAGCAUAUGGAGUACCCUUGGAAGCAAGUGCCACUAAUCAUGGUAAUGAUGGAGCUACCUUAGCCACUCUUUAUGGAGCACCAUUAGAAGCUGACGAAUCACAAGAUAGAAGAAAAAGUGGUAAUUCCAGAUUUAAUGCAUCUUUUGAUGAAUCUGCCCUUAGAGGAUAUGACUCUAGUAAUGAAGGCCAUCUAGCUUCUUACUAUGCAGAAGAUGCUUCCAGUGAGGGAUCUGAAUCUGUAAAUGUAGAUAAUAUUGCUAGUUAUAGGAAUUCUGAUAGUUUUGCGGAUAACCAAGAUAACAUUCCAGUCAUCGUUGAACCCUUUACCAACAGUGUAGUUCCAGCACCAGGAUAUGAUGCUUCAUUAGUAGGAGGAAAACAAACUAGAUAUAACAACCAACAAGCUGAGAGCCUCUCAGGUUAUGAGGUUACAACCAUUAACGAUUCUGAAUACACAACAUCAAGUGAUCUCAGCGGUUACACCUCUGGGGAGUAUUGUAUUGAUUGUACUACUGAUAACACUGCUGAAUCCUCCACCCUGAAACAGUAUGCUGUCGAUAGUACUGAGGAGGCUGACAACAACAUCACUACGGAGAACGCUCUUGGACAGUACACCAAAUUUUCCAAUUCUCAUGAGAGAGAAGAAAAGUCGGUCUCUCAGUAUAAUGGUUCCCAGUUUCCCUUUCAGCUUGUUGCAAGCAAAGGGGAGAAACAGUGCCCUGGAGGCUCACUACAACAUUGUGUUGCAAUCUGUCCCGGAACCACAGCUAGGGUUUAUGGAGCUUGUGUUCUGAGCUGUGGCAACCGAUGUGCUUAGACUCAAAUGAGUAUUGCUAAUAGGUUUCUGUUCUAGUCUAAAUAACUUUUGCUUAAAAUAAAAAUAUUGCUUCUGAGUUUA
Eurytemora carolleeae is the source of this 2997-nucleotide messenger RNA. Its product is annotated as dentin sialophosphoprotein. NCBI's taxonomy places the organism in Eukaryota, Metazoa, Arthropoda, Copepoda, Calanoida, Temoridae. The coding region runs from base 88 to 2916 and encodes 942 amino acids. The record is from RefSeq and is a predicted model, not a curated record. Gene Ontology annotation, molecular function: transcription coactivator activity. Gene Ontology annotation, biological process: positive regulation of transcription by RNA polymerase II. Gene Ontology annotation, cellular component: RNA polymerase II transcription regulator complex. The transcript is spliced from 3 exons.